This is a messenger RNA of Anoplophora glabripennis (Asian longhorned beetle), 1736 nucleotides long. Its product is annotated as carboxypeptidase B. The transcript is spliced from 5 exons. Bases 48 to 1307 code for a protein of 419 amino acids. Gene Ontology annotation, biological process: proteolysis. Gene Ontology annotation, molecular function: metallocarboxypeptidase activity; zinc ion binding. The record is from RefSeq and is a predicted model, not a curated record. Lineage: Eukaryota; Metazoa; Arthropoda; Insecta; Coleoptera; Cerambycidae.
GUAUAUAUAAAACUAGUCCGACUUGCGUAAAUAAAUCAUUUGAGAAUAUGAAGGGUUUAGUGAUUUUAUUAUUAUUUUUGGAGCCUCUCCUAAGUGGAGCUGUUACUAACUAUGACAGUUACAAAGUGUACCAAGUUACCCCUCAGUCUAUGGAUGAAGCACUGGCACUGAAAACCUUUGAAAACAAUGGUUACUUCGAUUUUUGGUCGAGUCUACGAUCAGUCGGUGCUCCUGUUGACAUAAUGGUAAAUCCUAUCGCUCAGGAUAUGUUUGAAGACUUUCUACAGAACUACAACAUUAAAUACGAUGUUCUUAUCGAGAAUGUACAAGAAACAAUAAACAAGAAUGUACAAGGAAGAUCUAGUACGAGGGCGGUAGAACAGGGCCAGGUUAGCUUCACAGAAUUUAUGAGAUAUGAUGAGAUUACAGCCUACUUGCAACAGCUUGCUGCUGAUUACCCAAGUAUUGUAACAACGGAAGUGGUUGGACAAUCAUUUGAAGGUAGGGAUAUUUCACUUAUCAGGAUUUCCAGUGGUGGAACAAACAAAACUACCAUAUUCGCUGAAGCAACUAUCCACGCCAGGGAAUGGAUAGCUCCGCCUGUAGCUUUGUACGUCAUCAGCCAGCUGGUGGAAAAUUCUGAAAAUGCUUACAUGUACGAGGACGUCGACUGGGCCAUCAUUCCGGUAGCGAAUCCUGACGGAUACGAGUAUACACACACUGAUACUCGUCUUUGGAGGAAGACCAGAACCCCAGGCACGAUAUGCUACGGCGUCGACCCGAACAGAAACUUCGACUACAACUGGAAUGUAAUCGGUGCCAGCAGUUGGCAAUGCGACGAAACCUACGCCGGAUAUAUACCCUUCAGCGAGCAGGAAACCCAAGCCAUAAGAGAUUACACUCUUGCCCAUAAAGACGACAUAAAAUUGUACCUCGCCAUUCACAGCUACGGACAAUGGAUGCUUUACCCUUGGGGACAUACCACCGAAGGACCUGAAGACGAAGAAGAACUAAUCGCACUCGGAGAGCUCUUCAGAGACGCCAUCUACGCCGUUAACGGAACGGAAUAUGUGGUCAAUAGUACUGCGAAGGGUUUGUACUAUGCUGCAGGUACCAGUAUAGAUUGGGCGAAAGCAGUAGCUGGUAUAGAUUUGAGUUAUACCAUUGAAUUGCCUGGAGGGGGUAGUGCUGGUUUUGAUAUACCAGCGGAGAGGAUAGAAAGUGUUGUCGAGGAAACGUGGGAAGGUUUCAAAGUACUCCACGACUACAUACAAAGGAAGUUUAAUGAUACCGAUACUGACAAUUAAAUUGGUCUGAAACUAAUUGCAAUAUUUGAAUGAGGAAAGUUUAUUAGUGUUUUUCCCUGACAAUUAUUGGUGUUUCCAAUCAUAUAUGAUGAAAUUAUAUUUGCAUAAUUGUAGCAGGUAAUUAUAGUAAUAUAUAAAACACAGAUAUAUAAAAUUUAAUUCGUUGUAACAAUUACCAAUUACCCACGAAAGAGAUUAUAUAAAUUGUGUUUCGAAAAUUUACAUAUCAUAUUGUUGAUUAAACUUUAACCGUAUUACUAUUAACGUGGGUUAAUAUUUAAUAUUUGUGGAGAUAUCCUGAUUAUACCGUCCUGUUAAAGAAAUCAGUCGCUAAUAAUACUAGUGUUCUAUAAAAUGUAAAAUGAUUACGUUAUUUAUUUGUUUCAGUUAACUGUAGUAUAAUGCUAAAUUUCAUUUUUAUUUUAUAAG